AUGGCGCUGACUAGAAGACAUAUUUAUGUGGAAGAUGGCUCUUGUAGUUUGUGUGGUUCAGGAGACGAAGAUGUUAUGCAUUUGUUCACCGGGUGCGGGUUCUCUUCUGGAGUGUGGUCCUUAGUGGGUCAGUGGUGCAAAAUCGAUCCUAUUUUGGCGUUUCACUUUAAUGAUCUGUUGGGAAUGCAUGAGUUGAUUGAAGGGGGUAAAUGGGCGAAAAAGGUGAUUCGAGGUAUCAUGAUGGUUACUUGCUGGGCUAUAUGGAAGAGCCGAAAUGAUAAAAUCUUUCGGGGGUCUUCGCCGAGGGUGAUUGACGUCGUGGCUAUGGUUAAGGCUUGUUCUUUUUUGUGGUUAAAAAAUAGAUCUAAUUUUGGUUGUAUUGUGUGGAAGGAUUGGGCGUUGAAUCCAUUGUAUAUGUUGUAG
This is a messenger RNA of Helianthus annuus (common sunflower), 423 nucleotides long. RefSeq lists its product as uncharacterized. The transcript has a single exon. The record is from RefSeq and is a predicted model, not a curated record. NCBI's taxonomy places the organism in Eukaryota, Viridiplantae, Streptophyta, Magnoliopsida, Asterales, Asteraceae. The coding region runs from base 1 to 423 and encodes 140 amino acids.